CGCCACACCCCAAACGUGGAGGAAGGGAGACCUAAUGACAAACUAGCGAGCAGCUAAAAUCAUUUCAGAGUGUUGUCAGCUCAAGAGAAACUGAAAAGAGAAGAAACUUGAAGGGGGCGUCGGUUCUACUUGUCCUAGACAUCCAAUAUUCUGUGCAUUGAGAUUGGCUCGACCAAAGCCGACAUACGCCGGCGGGUCCGCCAUAUUGAAUGUGUCAAAUCGGUCUGUGAACUCCAGUGCACUUCGUAAAUCAAAAUACCUUUCAUUCAAACUAGAGUUUACCAUAAAUCUCAGUACAAUAAAUAUGUACUCCAAUACUUGCCGGGGCGGUGUUGUGGCAUGAUAACUUUCCGGUUUCAGGGGGGACGAUGUGAUGGUAGUUGCCACAUCCAAUACGGCUGCGUUGUUGACGUCCCUCCCCAGGUGAAGGCGGAGUCAGUCUUCCUGCUGUCUGCUCUGCGUUGCGUGUGGCCGUGACGAACAAGUCACUUCUUGACAGCGACUCUGCUCGCAUACUAGUCCACCGAAGCAGUACUCCGGUUCCGGAACGGGUUUAGGGCGGGCCGCCCAUCUCUUCGGUUCGACAUCCCGUCCUCGCUGCAAAAAUGCUCCGCGGAGCAGCGGAUGGAGAGGGCCGCCAAGCUACGCUGACGAGCAGAGGCCGCUGAAGCGUCACCAAAUGGACAAGGAGGCCGUCGGCGCCGGCCCGCCGGUAGACUGCGCGUCCCCCUCUUCCGCACCUCCGCCGGCGCCUCCCCGCCUCACGCCCAACCCCACGCUGCUGCAGGACGCGCCCCCGCCGACGCCCGUCACGGCCUCUCCGCCGCCCCCGCUUACUCCCGCCCCCAAGAUGGCGGUGGCGAGGACUGCCUCUCCCCACGUCCCGGCGCCCCCUAAGCUGAGCUCCGCGGCGAGCCCCGCCCUUCACACGUACGCCCGCCCCAUCCUGCCCUGCGCGUCCUCCGCCGCGCUGACCAACGGGAGCGCGAGGAGCGUUUCGGCACCCGCCUCCGGCACCAUCACGCCCUUCCACACGCCCGCCAGUCCACCCGGAAGACAGGUGGCGCAGCCUCACCCGACCAAUCCGAGCCCUCCCGCCUGCGUCGCCAGGCAGACGGCCUCCCAGCAGGCUUUGCUCCUGGGAAAAGUUCUCAAAGGGGCGGGCCAAGAGCAAGUGCUGCUCCGAGCUCAGAUGCUGAUUCUCACCUCUGCUAUGCGAGGCGGUCCCUCCUCUUCCUCCUCCUCCUCUCGCUCCUCCCCCCCUUCCGCCUCGGCUCAGCUCCAGAAUGCGCCGUCACCGGUCGGCGCCCUCGCCGGGGGCCCCCCGUCUUUGCGCCCGAAGCCCCCCGUCCCGGUCCCGCCUCGGCCGUGCCGCCCGCAAACGGCACUCUUCCCUCCUUUGCGCCCGCGUCCCCGGGCCGAGGUCCGGGCCGCGCCGGUUCGCCACCUGCCGGUGCCUCCGCCAACGCUGUACUCGCCGGUGCGAGCGCUACCCCUCCGGCCCAAACUUCAGUCGUCGUCCCCGCGGGUGCCCGCCCCUCUCCGACCCCGCGCCGCCGCUCCGCCCCCGGAGACGGCGCCGUCCGCCUCGGCGCAGCUUCAGAUUAUUGCUUUGGCUUCGGCGCGCCCCCCGCUCGGACCGGAAGCGCCCGUCCUCCCUCGGCGUCCCGCGUCGCCUCCGGCCGCGGAGAGCCGCGCCCCGUCGGAAGCCGUUAAAGACCGCGUCGCUCGAAACGAGCAAAAACGCGAAACCGACGGGACGGAGGCGGACCAGCUCCGGGGGCUCCUCCCGACAGUGGCGACGGAAGAAGGACGUCCCGACUUACCGGACCGAGAAGGAGAUGAGGACGAAGCGCCGUCGGGCGGUGGAGAUGCCCCGGCGCGAGCGCCGUCGGGCGGCGGGGACGCCCCGGCGCCAGCGUCGUCGACGCUUCCUAAGGAGCCACUCCCUGAGCUCGAUCCGGUCCCGACUCCGGAACUUUGUCACAUUGAGCCGGCGCCGGAGGCUCCGGAACGAAAGAAGAGCCGGGAGGAGGAGACCCUCGAUGACGACCACGAUCGCGCGGCCGCUCCGUCCGGCGACCGUUCAGCCUCGUCCAGCUUGUCUUCUCCGCCCGUGUCGCCGUCCGCCGCCCUCAACCUCAGUCGACGGCGGCCGGCCGCCGAGGAAGACGAGCGGCGAGCGAGCGGGUCCUGGGAGGCGGGCGCCUGGCCCGAAGGUCGCGACGUCCUGACUCACCUGGUGGAAGGUUUCGUCAUUCAGGAAGGACUCGCGCCCUUUCCCGUGAACCGUUCAUCGCUUUUGCUCCCACAGCCGUCGUCACCGCCGCCGCCGCCACAGACGGUCAACGGGAACAAUGGCGAGGCAGGCGAGACGACGGCAGCCGCGGAACUUUCUGAACAUUCCGCGGACUCGCAGGACGACGACAAAGACCCGCGACGACAAGCCGACCGCGGUUCCCGGCGGGACCGAGGCGUCCUUCACUGCCAGUUCUGCGGCAAGCGAGGCCACGCCCACAACUUCAUGCGCUCCAAACGCUUCUGCUCCACGUCCUGCGCCCGAGGGUUCAACGUCCGCCUCACCAAGCGCUUGCGAGCGCUGAGCGCCGGCGCCGUCCGUGCGGAAAAGCCCCGACCCGUUCUCAACAGGGCGCGAUCCGUCCCGGGGAAGCCGCUCCUGCUCAGACUGCCCCGAGACCUCUGGAGCGCCGGACGCCGGGAGAAUGACGAGAAGGCGGCGGCGGCGGCGACGGCUGAGCCGGAAGAAGAGGACGAGGUCAUGGAGGCGGCGGGAGUGGAGGAGGAGGAGGACGACGACGAGCCUGCGAUCACGGAGAGUCCGGUGACGGCGGCCACGCCCACGAGCACCGUCCAGACGGAACCCUCUCAGUGGACCGUCGAACAAGUCACCGCGUUCAUCCAAGCGCUGCCGGGCUGCGGCGGAGGCGAAGUUUCGUCGUCUUUCCGCCUUCAGGAGAUCGACGGGCAAGCGUUGCUGCUGUUGACUGAAGAACAUCUAAUGAGCAGCAUGAACAUCAAAUUGGGCCCCGCCCUCAAAAUCUGCGCGCACAUCAACGCGCUCAAGCACCCUUAACUAGCGCCAGAAGGACUUUCCAUAUAUCCAAUUGAGGUUUUUUUAGAAUGUGACGUUGAUGACAAAUUGAUCCCUUAGCUCACAUAACCACUGUGUGUCUGUACAUAUAUAUAAAUAAAUAAAUAUAUAUAUAUAAAAUAAUGAAAAAAAAAUCCAAAUCCUAUUUGGUGAACUUUGUACGUGAUUGAUGCAAAUGUGAUGUUUUCUAUUUUCGCCCCAAAAACAGCAGAUGGUGAAAUGUCACCUUUUGAUGAGAUCCUAUUUAAUAAAGCAACUAAACUUAUGAUUGCGCCACUUUCAAGUGUUUCAUCUUUACAUUGAAGAACAUACAAAUGCAUUGUUUGUUCCCUAUAUCUGUCUCGGUUUCACGUCCUGUUCCUGUUGUUUUUUUAGCGCCCUCUUGUGGUGAUCCAUCGCUCCUGUGCUCAGAUUGGUACAGUGUUUUUCCUUCUGAAGAAAAUGACUAAUAAAC
Molecule: messenger RNA, 3566 nt
Organism: Corythoichthys intestinalis (scribbled pipefish)
Lineage: Eukaryota; Metazoa; Chordata; Actinopteri; Syngnathiformes; Syngnathidae
Product: polyhomeotic-like protein 3
Exons: 12
Coding region: 680-3094 (804 amino acids)
Biological process (GO): negative regulation of DNA-templated transcription
Cellular component (GO): PRC1 complex; nucleus
Molecular function (GO): histone binding; zinc ion binding; chromatin binding
Source: RefSeq, a predicted model, not a curated record